Messenger RNA from Porites evermanni, 2187 nucleotides. The record is from the annotation of a GenBank genome assembly. Lineage: Eukaryota; Metazoa; Cnidaria; Anthozoa; Scleractinia; Poritidae.
AUGGAAUCUCUGCUAAAAACCCUCAAAGAACAGGUUACCUGUUCAAUCUGUCUGGAUACUUUCACCGAUCCUAAGACAAUAACUUGCCUGCACACAUUCUGCUGUGAGUGUUUGAAGAAACACGCACUGAUCAGCCAAAGGAACGGAAAGUUUCGCUGCCCUGAAUGCCAGGCUGAAGUCUAUCUUCCCCAAGCAAAUCGCUUUGAUAAACUGCUGACAAGUUUUCAUCAUAAUAGGUUGCUGAGUUUGCUGGCUGUCCGACAGAGUAGCGAUGGCAAUGAGACCAGAUGUAGCAUUUGUAAGAUAAAGAGCGCAGAGAUAAGUUACUGCUUCGAAUGCACUAAAUUCAUGUGCAGUGACUGUGUAAACGCACAUCAACUUUUUAGUCACUUUACAGACGGACACAAGGUGAUGCCAGUCAAACAGUUCCAAUCUGAAGACUACGAGGCGCUAAUGAAGAGACAGUCAUUUUGCUCUCAGCGGUAUCAUGAGCGCGAGGUAUUAAGAUAUUUUUGUCUCAAAUGUAAACUAUGUGUUUGCCAAAUUUGCCUCACUACGGAUCACAAGCCACACGAAGGCCAUGACGUUGAACUAUUGGAUAAAGUUGCGGACGUCGAGAAAGCUAAGAUCCUGGAGAGAGUCGAUAUGUUAAAAGGAAAGACCAAAAUUUACCGCGAAGCGAUUCAUAACAUUGCAAAAACAGAGCUCGAGCUGCAAACGAACGCUAUGGAUGCUAAACGUGAAGUUUUCCACACAGUGGAACAAAUGAUUGCUGAGAUUCGCGAAAGGGAACUUGAGAUCUGUACCCUUCUCGAAAACACGAGAGUGUCGCGAUUGGAAAUGAUUAAUUCGGCAAAGACACACUUCCAGUCCUUGCUAAAGCAGAUCAACCAAGCAGUCGAGUUUGGUGAAAAUCUGUUGCAAAGAAGCUCCAGUUCGAACAUAAUGCAAUGGAAACCGAAACUUGAGCAGUGUUGUCACUACCUUGAAGAUACUCCAAUCUUAGAGUUUCCGGUCAGUUCCUUUGUGAAGUAUUUUCCAAAUUUUGAACCAGAGAAGUUGAAUGUUGGUUUUGUGGCAACCAGUGAACCAAUUAUAGAGGGAAUGAAUCAAGUUUUCCAAGCUGGUGUAGAGUCAAAGCUGAAAGUCUACCCCAGAAUCCAAGGCGGAGUGAAGAGCAAACUCCGUGUUGAAGUGCUUGUACAACCCGCUGAUAAAGUAGGAAGUGUAAAAACUUACGGAAAAGAAGAUGGAUCUUUGCAAGUCAAGUUUACACCAAAGGUUCCCGGUUCCUUCAAUAUCUUAGUGAGCAUUAAUGGCAAAGUGCUUACAACCAGCUCUUACACUGUUCAAGUAAAGCAACGGCUCAUUCAGGUUGUUAGAGAAUUGGAAUUACAAGGAGAAAGUCUUCAAGCGCCGACUGGAAUUGCUGUGAACAGCAAAGGACAAAUCGCUGUUGCUGACAAGAAAAAACACCGCGUCUUCAUAAUUGACGAAGAAAGAAACUGUGUAAGAAAACUUGGUUGUCAUGGCAACAACGUUGGACAGCUUAAUUACCCACUUGGUGUUACUUAUCUUGACGAUGAUAAUAUUCUGGUGGCGGAUCAAGCAAAUCAUCGCAUCCAGCAAUUUAACAUUCAAACAGGGAACUCUGUGAAAAGCUUCGGAAAUAAAGGCACAGGAGACGGUGAGUUUCGGAAUCCUUUUAGCGUUUGUGUGGAUCAUAAAGGGCGUGUUAUUGUCGCUGAUUACAAUAAUAGCAGAAUCCAGGUUUUAUCGCAGAAUGGUGAACUUUUACUUAAAUUUGGAGACAGUGGACCGGGAAGACUUAGCAGUCCUUGCUCAUGUAUCUAUCAGGAGGAUAUGUUUAUCGUUUCCGAAUGGGGAAAUCAUUGCUUAAAGGUUCAUAACAAUUCAGGGACGUUUUUGCACAAGAUUGGAGAAAAAGGCGAGUUGGAUGAUCAAUUGCAUCGUCCAUGGGGAUUGUGUGUCCAAAAACAAGGCAAUCAUCACAAUCUUCUUGUAUGCAAUGCUCGCAAUGGUCGUGUUGAUCAGUUCACAAUGGAGAGUCGUUUCACCGGAAAAACGAUUGAUACCUUAAAGUACCCUGUAGGAAUUACUACAACACCAGAUGGUCUCAUUUUAGUCUCAGAUACGGACGCCAAAAAAAUAUAUGUUCUCAAAUAG